Protopterus annectens (West African lungfish) is the source of this 2042-nucleotide messenger RNA. RefSeq names its product N-acetyllactosaminide beta-1,3-N-acetylglucosaminyltransferase 3-like. Gene Ontology annotation, molecular function: hexosyltransferase activity. The coding region runs from base 1 to 1116 and encodes 371 amino acids. NCBI's taxonomy places the organism in Eukaryota, Metazoa, Chordata, Ceratodontiformes, Protopteridae. Gene Ontology annotation, cellular component: membrane. The record is from RefSeq and is a predicted model, not a curated record. The transcript is spliced from 2 exons.
AUGCAGCCAUUCCACAAAUCUUCAUUAGUAUUAGGUGCAAUUGACUGCUUCCAUGAUGUCAUCCUGACCCUUCAUGUCAUCCUGGCCCUUGAGGACCUCAGCACAUGGCACUCAUCACCAUCCGCCAUUAUUAUUCCACCAACUUUAAAAAUCACACCUGAGUGCAAAGAAAACACAUCAGUGUCUAGCAUCAAUGGCUUCUCACAAUUAGCAGACCACGUAAAAGACUUUUUAAGGUACAGACAUUGUAAGAACUUUGAGGUGCUUCAUGAUAUUCCCAGUAAAUGUGAUGGACCCCAGCAAUCGGACAAGGUCUUUCUCUUCCUUGUGAUUAAGUCAACACCAGCUAAUUAUGAUCGCCGUGAGGUUAUACGGAAAACAUGGGGUCAGGAAAGGGUUUUCAGUGAAAUGCAAAUAAAAAUACUCUUCAUAUUAGGAGUAGAUUCAAAGGAGAAGGAAAGAAAGAAGUUCCAGCAACUGAUCCAUACUGAGUACAAACAGUAUGGAGACAUUCUUCAGUGGGACUUUUAUGACACAUUCUUCAACCUGACCUUAAAACAAGUCCUUUUCUAUGAAUGGUUUAUUGAGCACUGCCCGAAUGUGAAAUUUCUCUUCAAUGGGGAUGAUGAUGUCUUUGUCAAUUCAGAUGACAUGGUGCACUACUUAGCAGGUCUAAAAGGGAAUAAUGGAGAUAAACAUUUGUAUGUUGGGCAGUUAAUUCCUCAUGUGAAACCGAUUCGUAAUGAAGCGAGCAAAUAUUGUGUGCCUAAAGAAGUAUAUCCAGCAGAAUUUUACCCAGCAUACUGUGCAGGCGGUGGGAUUGUGAUGUCAGGUUUCACAGCCAGAGAAAUCUACAAAGCUUCACAUAUUAUUCCAGUUAUGCCGAUUGAUGAUGUAUACCUUGGUAUAUGUCUGAAAAAGGCAGGCCUAUCACCUGCAUCUCAUAUGGCUAUCUCUACUAUAGGUGUGCAUGCUCCUUCACCUUCUGUGGAUUCGUUUGAUCCUUGUUAUUACAGGGACUAUCUAGUGGUUCAUCGCUUACUGCCAUAUGAGAUAGUGGUGAUGUGGGACGCUAUACAUGACCCAAACCUAAAAUGUGGCAUGUCAAAAUUAUAAUUGUAACUGAUGGCCACAACAUCUGACCAUUCAAUGCCUUUUCAGUUUUACUCCGAGGUAAUUCUGUAUUACAUUUACAGUCAAUGGUAUAUAACAAUGAUGUAAAUUCAAUUUACAGUAUUCUUGUUAUAAUGGCCUAAGCCACAAUAUUUCUAAGAGACUGUGACAAAACAAUGACUUUAAUCUUGCAAUGUAAAUUUGUCCGUAUUACUGUAGGGGGAAACUCUCCUGUAGAAAUUAUGACUUGCAUCAUAAAAGGUAUUAAGGAAAUGAUAUGGAUUUGCUGAAGUCAUCAAUGAUGCAUCAUAAGAGUAUAUGACAUCAUCACGCUUCAGACCCAGUUACAAGAUCUGAAGUCUCCUGAGCCAGCUGCCCUUAUGACAUACUUACAGUAUUGUUCCUAAUAUUCUGCAGACCAUGGGAAGUUCUACAAAAGGACAAAAUGAGAACAGUGGAAGGACACUUGAAAACAUAUAAUGUUUGUUGAUCUGUACUCCUAACCAUUAUUUAGUUUGAAUUCCUCUUCAGUUCUGCAUCUCUCACUCACUGCUUGUCCCACCACCUGCUCAGUAGAGUAAUUCAUCUUUAUCUUUUUCCUCUAUGGCCCUUCCUCUUUCCUGCCCUGCCCUUUUCAAUCCAAGGUACCCACCUCCUUUUCUAGACUCUGUUGACUCAGAUCAUUUGCCUCCUCUACUUUCUGUCUUCCAUAUUUUAAAAUAGUAAGGGUUGCAAGAAUUUGCAUGCACUCUGCUUCCCUGUCUGGUGUGCAUUUUAAUGCAUUUUGUUAUCCUUUUCUGACUUCUCCCUCCACAGUAGUAAUAUAUUUCUUUUAUCAAGUCCUUUACUGCAGUCUGCAAUAGCCUAGGGGAUCACAUUUUGAAUUCUGGUAUGACUUAAUAAUAAAAUGAUAAAAUGGAUUCUCAUAA